Messenger RNA from Camellia sinensis, 1112 nucleotides. Lineage: Eukaryota; Viridiplantae; Streptophyta; Magnoliopsida; Ericales; Theaceae. The record is from RefSeq and is a predicted model, not a curated record.
UCACAGCGACGCAAUCGUGAGCGAUCCACAGUGAGUCCUAGGCCGAGAUCACACCAUCGUGAGCAAUCCACAGCGACGCAAUGGCUUCCAAAUCCUACAACAAGAUCACUGAUAUCUACGACGACCUCAUCCUUCAGGUUGUUAAGGUGGCUGAUUUUGGAGUUGCUAGAGUGAAAUCUCAAACUGAAGUUAUGACGGCAGAAACUAGGACAUAUCGAUGGAUGGCUCCUGAGGUUAUAGAACACAGGCCCUAUGAUCACAAGGUUGAUAUUUUUAGCUUCGGGAUUGUAUUGUGGGAGUUGCUAACCGGAAAGCUGGAAAAGGAGAUAAUAGAACUGACUCUGCAACGAGACGUUGCUCAAUCUCAGGUUCAGGAUUUGCUACGAUUGGCUGGGGAUGAAGAUUCAAUGGUAGGUUUGAAUAACUACCCUCACUUGCGAGUUCAGAAAUCGCCAGAUUCUGGAAAUGCAACAUCAAAAGCAUCCCUUUCAUCAUAUCCUCACUUCUUGGAUGUUAGUGUCAGAGCAUUUGACAGAUCUCUGUCUUCUUAUGGACAUGUGAGUAGUUUUGUUGAUCACUACAUACAAAUUCCCAACUUUGAAGAAAACUUUCAGCAGAAUGAUGCUUCUCCACACCUAUUGGUCACUACUGCUAACUUUAUUAGAAGCAAUUCCGCAAAUAGUUGGGACGAGAUUGAGGAACAAACUAACGGAACUUCAGAGGAUUUAUGCAAGGACGUUCGAUGCAUUGAGACGGUAAGUACAGACCAAAAUUCAGAAUCCUAUAGAUCAUCCCCUGAAGAAAAUACCAGAAUCUCAGAAUUGAUGAUGGAUGAGAAUGGAGACAGAAUGGAUCAGGAAGACAGAACAGAUCAGGAAUUUGUGUCACAGCCAAAUGAGGAAGAUAGAGGGUUAAGUUACAUCCCUCAUUUCGUUGCUCCUUCUCCUAAAAUAACAUCUCCGUGGCCGUUAAGAAAGUAUACAUGUAGCUCUCAAAGCUUGCAAUUAACUAGAAGUAGCAGUUGUAAAGAAAGUUUAAUGACUAGACCAUAUUCACCAUUGUUUGAGAAGGUAGAAAAUAAUGAGAACACACCACCAAAUGGGUUUGAGAGA